Hypoxylon trugodes is the source of this 2181-nucleotide messenger RNA. RefSeq names its product general substrate transporter. The record is from RefSeq and is a predicted model, not a curated record. Gene Ontology annotation, cellular component: membrane. The transcript is spliced from 6 exons. Gene Ontology annotation, molecular function: carbohydrate:proton symporter activity. Gene Ontology annotation, biological process: transmembrane transport; carbohydrate transport. The coding region runs from base 438 to 1985 and encodes 515 amino acids. NCBI's taxonomy places the organism in Eukaryota, Fungi, Ascomycota, Sordariomycetes, Xylariales, Hypoxylaceae.
UGUAUCUGCUGUAGCCCGCUAUUGGUGUGAAACAUACCCCGAGAUAUUCGGUUGCUCGGCCUAUGCUGUCUCUGAUUGGCUCGCAUCCAACCCCUAUUUGCCCUAAUCUCCCCUAACAAUGGGUUAGCUUCGGCCCCAGACUCGGGUCCCUAAUCCCUGAAGCUUCCCCGCCAAUCUCCCCUGCAGAUCGCUAGAAGAAGCCCGGGUGUCGGUAUUCCAACGAUUUGAGUGGUUGCGAUACCCUCCCAGAAUGAUGCUAGUUAAUAGCGGCUGAUGUUUCUAUUUCCCUGGUCACGUCAUCUACCCCAAUAAGUCUGGGGUCGACUCUUGCGCGUUCUAGCCAUCUCGCUAUCUCAGCUAGGUUUACUUACCGAGGCAGCAAGGUCUUGUUCAUGGAAUAAAUUAAGUUAAAAAGGGUGUAUUUCCCUGGGGAUAUCAUGGAGGAAACUCAGCCUUUGCUUCAACGAUCUUCCGAAGACGCGCCAUUACGACCCAUGAUGAAGGGUACACUGUUAGGAAAGGUUAGGGCCUAUUGGCUGGGCUCCGUGGUGUGUAUGGGCGGGUUUCUGUUUGGAUACGACAGUGGAAUUGUCGGCGGCGUAUUGACAUUGGCCUCUUUUCAAUCCGAUUAUCGUUAUGGCAGCGCCGACAAGACUCACACAAGUUCACUCGCUGUUGGCCUUCAACAACUCGGGGGAUUUUUAGCCUGCUUCCUCGCCUGGCCUAUGACUGACAAAUUAGGGAGAAAGAAGUCGCUUAUGAUUUCUUCGUUCGUCUUCUGUAUCGGUGUUGUGAUCCAAACUAUCAACACUCACUCGCUUCCGGCUUUCUAUGUUGCAAGACUAGUCUCGGGAAUUGGACUUGGCGCAGCUACCGUAGCCGUCCCUAUGUUCAAUAGCGAGAUGAUGCCAAAAGAAAUGCGUGGUCAAGUCGGAUCGUUCUUUCAGUGGUUCUACACCUUCGGGAUCUUCGUGUCAUACUGGGUUGAUUACGGCGUAGCUAGGGGGAUAGCGUCAACGAACCCUUCGCAAUGGCAAAUUCCAAUCGGACUUCAGCUCGCGCCUGCAGUUUUCCUGGGCUUGGGGAUGUUAACAGUCCCCGAAAGUACACGAUGGCUCACAAAAAAAGGGAAACAUGAUGAAGCGUGGAAAAGUCUUCAGUGGAUCCGAGCCGACGACUCCCAGACAACCACCGAAGAAAUGGAAGAGAUUCGCGCGGGUGUCACCGCAGAGGAAAUGGCCACCCAGGAUUUCCGAGUGAAAGAACUCUUAGAAGGGGAGAAUUUCAAGAGGGUGUUCGCUGCCUUCGCCGUUUUCACUGCGCAACAGGCGACCGGAGCAACCGCAUUUGCUUAUUUCGGGCCUCAAUAUUUCAAUCUCAUCGUCGGUAACGGAGAACAGAGUCUUCUACUCACCGCCAUAUUUGGUGCCGUCAAGGUUGUAGCUUGCGGUAUAUUCGUAUUAUUCUUCUCGGAACGCCUUUCACGUCGCCAGGUCUUAAUUGGUGGUGCCGCUUUCAUGGCCGCUUGUCAAAUUACUACAGCAGCUGUCGUGAAGUCUUUCCCUGCUCCAAACGGCGGAGGCCAGACCGUAGCACCAUCCGGUAUUGCGACCGUCGCCCUCAUUUACCUGUUUGUCAUUGCCUAUAAUUUCAGCUGGGGUCCAAUGCCUUGGCCCUAUGUUUCGGAAAUUUUCCCAGCAAGAAUUAGAGAACCCGGUGUAGCUGUCGGAGUUGCAUCCCAAUGGCUAUUUAACUUCAUAUUCUCCCUUACUACCCCAUACAUGAUUUCUUCGAUGGGCUGGGGAACCUUCCUGCUAUGGGGCAUUUUUGAUGCUGUCAUUGCGAUUCUAUCAUUCGCAUACCUCAAGGAGACCCGAGGUCUCUCACUCGAAGCUAUCGCGAACCAACGUUUCAAGGCUGCUAGUUCACCAAACGAUGCGCUGGAUACGAGCAAAGAUGUACAUGCGGAACACCACGAAGGAUAAGUGGGGGCUUGGCCUAAAAUAUCACAACAUAGGCAUCUCUUGGAAUAAUGACUAUAUUCUCGGAAACUUUCCAAAAGCUCGAGCUGCUAGUAGAGGUUAUAGCGUAGUUUAUUCCUCGGUUUAUUAUUUACCGAAAGCUGGCUAUUUAUCCAUCCACUUUACCCGGGAAUAUCAUCCCAAUGUAGGAAAUGCGGGG